GCGUGUUGUUGGUGACGUUUCAAAAUCGGUAUAGUUCCUACGUAGAUAGAGUGCAGAUAGUUUUAUUGUUUAGAAGUUCUAAAUAUGUCGUCGAACACAAAAAGGUCGCCAAUAUGGCAAUAUUUUGACAUAAUUAAAAACAACAAUAGGUUGGCUGACUGUUUGCUGUGCCAGCUUCAAAUAUCUCGGGGCGGAGAAGGAGAAAAGGCUGGUACUUCCGCCAUGACUAACCACGUAAAAUCCAAACAUCCCGAGAAGUUUGCUUUGCUUAACAAAGCUAAAGGCAAAGAAGAAACUACCAUGCUUGAGAAGUCUGAUGCGUCUAGUACAAGUUCGUUUUUGAGAACGACAGAAAAUCAGCUAACUUUAUUAGAAUGCAUUGAGAGAAAACAAGUUUGGAAUAAAUGA
Molecule: messenger RNA, 408 nt
Organism: Anthonomus grandis grandis
Lineage: Eukaryota; Metazoa; Arthropoda; Insecta; Coleoptera; Curculionidae
Product: zinc finger BED domain-containing protein 3-like
Exons: 3
Coding region: 85-408 (107 amino acids)
Molecular function (GO): DNA binding
Source: RefSeq, a predicted model, not a curated record